CCCACCCCCUGUGCACCUCGCAACUCUUGAACUCGCUUUCUCUCACUUUCCACCAAACAACAACAACCCCACAACCACUUCUCACAAUGUCCCUCGUCCGCUUCGCCGCCACCCGCGUUCAGGCCCUCCGCGCCGCCCCUGCCGCCGUCCGCUUCUACUCGCCCCUCCCCGACGUCCGCUCGGCCGGCGCCACUGCCUCGUCCAAGGGCUUCGGCGAGCGUGAGCAGGCCCAGGAGAACCAGUACAUCCGCAAGCGCGAGGAGGAGCUCCUCAAGGCCGCUCGCGAGAAGCUCAAGGCUGCCCAGGCCGAGGUCGACAAGCACACCGACAACCUCCUCCAGGCCUCCAAGGAGCAGAAGUAAAUUCUGUGCCAGAGUGAAAAAUCAAGUGUGAAUGUUGAGGCUGGUGAUGCAUCGCUGGUUUUAAGUCA
Vanrija pseudolonga is the source of this 430-nucleotide messenger RNA. RefSeq lists its product as uncharacterized. The record is from RefSeq and is a predicted model, not a curated record. The coding region runs from base 87 to 362 and encodes 91 amino acids. Gene Ontology annotation, molecular function: ATPase inhibitor activity. Gene Ontology annotation, biological process: negative regulation of ATP-dependent activity. Gene Ontology annotation, cellular component: mitochondrion. Lineage: Eukaryota; Fungi; Basidiomycota; Tremellomycetes; Trichosporonales; Trichosporonaceae. The transcript is spliced from 3 exons.